AUGGCGGGGAUCAACAAGCAGCAGGAGGUGGUGGUCGCCAAGCACCGUGCGAGACGGCGGCGGAAGAUGGUCGCCAAGCAGCACGGCCGAAAGCCCCGUUGUCGCGUUGCAGCAGCCGACGCCGAUGCUGCAUCUGGCUCCGUGCUGGACUUGAGAGUGCCAGCCCUUGAUCCUGGUCAAGCUGUGGGUGGGUUGAGAUUUCUUCUGCAAAAGGAGCUCAGAAACAGUGAUGUUAGCCAACUCGGAAGAAUUGUUCUGCCAAAGAAAGAAGCAGAGGCCCACCUUCCCUGCCUGACAUCCAGGGAAGGCAUUAUGAUAAACAUGGAUGAUCCGGACAACCUUCAAGCCUGGACCUUCAAAUACAGAUUUUGGCCUAAUAAUAGGAGCAGGAUGUACGUACUGGAGAACACUGGGGACUACGUCAAGAAGAACUGUCUUCAGCUUGGAGAUUUUAUCUUGAUAUAUAAGGAUGACAGCAAAGACCGAUACGUCAUUAGGGCGAAAAAGACAGGAAGUGCAGAGCAUUGUGUCGCACCUGCAGAUGAGGGGAUUUUUGACUCCAUCGUGCCAGACAUUGUGGUCGGCAGUGCCCGAUACUCCGAUCUCUUCUUGCCACUGGCUGAGGGUAUCAACAUCGCAUAUGGCUAUGGCCUGAGCUGUGCCUUCGACGAAGAUUUCCCCAUGACCUUCCUUGAUGAGAGUACUGGAAGUGCUUCAAUUGCUUCUCCCAAGUCUAGUGAUCAUUAA
Molecule: messenger RNA, 747 nt
Organism: Musa acuminata AAA Group (dessert banana)
Lineage: Eukaryota; Viridiplantae; Streptophyta; Magnoliopsida; Zingiberales; Musaceae
Product: B3 domain-containing protein LFL1-like
Exons: 7
Coding region: 1-747 (248 amino acids)
Molecular function (GO): DNA binding; DNA-binding transcription factor activity
Source: RefSeq, a predicted model, not a curated record